AUGGCAUCCUCAAUUAGUGUGACUCAACCGCAGUUCGAUUUGAAUGAGCAUUUGGAAACAGCACGAAAUGCUAUAUCCUUGUGCAUUACAAACAUGAAUCAUCCGAAAAAGAAUCGCAUUGACUUGAGAGUCUUGGAUGAAAUGUUAGCGGGAGCCCUUGAAUUUGAACACAAUUAUGACGGCACGACUCGCCUGAAUUUCAUGUUCAUCACGUCAAACAUAAUCAUGCCGUAUAUUCUGAAGAUUCAAAAUGCCGAUGCAUUAAUGACUGAUCCAAAUUAUCCGUCAUUAAACGUCUUGAACAAAAUGAAAGUGCCUGACAAUAUCUUUUCGAAGGAAGCUCAAGAUUACAUUGACGACAUAUCGAAACUAAUUCCGUUAUUGAAAGAAGAAAAUGGAGAGUUAGACGCAGGUCUCAAUUUGCAAGGUGUGAAAUUGAAAUUCGACGUAAAUAUCACUAUGACAGUGAUGAAAACCGUUCGCGAUAUUAUGGAAAAGAAACAGGAAUGGAAUUGUGGACAAAUGGUUGCUCUUGUUUAUGAGAUUCUUGAUGAUUUUCAUAAGUGGGAACCAUAUUUUCCAGUGUUGUUUUAUUUGUUGAACGAUGGAACGUUCGAUCAACGAUCCAGACUCGAUAAGGCUAGAAGAUUUGCAGAAAUCCACUUUUUAUUUGUGGAUAUCAAGAAAAAUUUCCAACAGGGAAACUAUGAAGCUAAGGAAGAUCACAUGUAG
Caenorhabditis bovis is the source of this 732-nucleotide messenger RNA. The record is from the annotation of a GenBank genome assembly. Lineage: Eukaryota; Metazoa; Nematoda; Chromadorea; Rhabditida; Rhabditidae.